Molecule: messenger RNA, 1070 nt
Organism: Corylus avellana
Lineage: Eukaryota; Viridiplantae; Streptophyta; Magnoliopsida; Fagales; Betulaceae
Source: RefSeq, a predicted model, not a curated record
AAUGUUAGCUAUAAAAUCUUUGUAACAUUCGCCUAACUCAUCACUCACUCAACUCGACAUGUGUAUUCCGGUCCGAAGAGUAAUGCUACACGUACUUUCAUUUUUACUCGUUCUUAAAUUCAAAUUAUUGCAAGUAAAACAGAAAGUUUGAAAGCAAGUAGCAUUUUUCCGGAAAGAAAGGGAGAGGGGCGAGGAAAUGAUCGUUCAACAGCCGAGGAAUACGGAUUCGUUAUGCUCCACCCCUACGACCACGUUAUGAUAGUGAAAGGACCUUAAACGCAGAGGCUCUCUGCCCACUGCAACCCCAUUUUGCUUUCUCUCUGUCUCCCUGUGGAUGAUAGAAUUUUAGCAUCCCAAUGUCAUUCCCAAAAAAGCUAUAUCACUGCAGCUGAAACUCCGCAGCUUCUUUGAAAGACCAAAAAGAUUUUUCUUGCUUUCCAAUUUCCUUUCCCCUCUUCGGUACUCGUUCCUUUUUAAGCCUUGUUGUUCCAAGCUGUGUUCCAUAACAACACAUUGCAAUCGGCUCUGUUUCUCUGUUUCUUUCUUUCUUUCUUUCUCAACCUCGCAGAAAGUUUUGAAGAAAGAAAGCCCAUUAUUUUGCAGAAAGAGGAAGUGGGUUUUCAAUUCUCAUAUUGAGAUAUGGGUUUGGGAGGAAGCUUGGAGUGGGUGAGUGCUUACAGUAAGAAGCGAUGCAGGAGCCUGUUCUGGAGGAUGAGAGCAGCGGUGAAGAAGGCUGUCAAGAAUGCAGGGAAGCAGCAGCUCAAGUUCCAGUAUGAUCCUUCCAGCUAUGCUCUCAAUUUUGACGAUGGCGGUUGCCAUUUGGGAAAGGGAGCAGUUGAAUUUACGCAUGCAAGAAAACUUCAGCAGGAUUUUCAAGAUAUCAGAAGAACUGCUUGGGUGUAUGUUGUCUGGGUCAAAGCUGAGUGAUCUUGUCGAGGGGGACACUCCAGUUUCAUCCUACAUAUUUAGUUUUAAGAAUCGAUCAGAAUUUGCUCAUUUAUGUGCUUUGCUUCUGUUUAUGUUUUUCUCUAGGUAAAUAAGGAACAAAGUUUUCGUGAUUCAGGGGAUCA